Molecule: messenger RNA, 1078 nt
Organism: Labrus bergylta (ballan wrasse)
Lineage: Eukaryota; Metazoa; Chordata; Actinopteri; Labriformes; Labridae
Gene: rnf113a
Product: ring finger protein 113A
Biological process (GO): snoRNA splicing
Cellular component (GO): U2-type spliceosomal complex
Molecular function (GO): metal ion binding
Source: RefSeq, a predicted model, not a curated record
UACUGUUUAAACACUGAAAGAGCCAAGAUGGCGGAAUCUGAGGAGCCAAAGAAGGGCCCUUGCACUUUUUUGUUUAAAAAAUCGACUAAGAAGUUCUCCGGACGAAAGAGAAAAGCAAGCGACAGCGACAAAGAUGACAACAGUGAUGAGGACCAGAGCUCUGUGGUCAGGAAAGAAAGGAAAGGCCUCAAAGUCAACCCCAUGAUUCAAAGGACAAAGAAGGUGGAAAAAGAUGCUGUGUCUACCAGUGAAAGUGAAGAAGAGAAAGAAGACAAGAAAAUCACUGUUGCUUACAAGUCCACACGAUCAGCAAAACCAGAGGGACCAGAGGACAUGGGUGCAACUGCUACUUAUGAACUGGACACAGAGAAAGACAAGGAUGCCCAGGCCAUUUUUGAGAAAAGUCAGAAAAUCCAAGAGGAGCUAACAGGUAAAGAAGACGAUAAAAUCUACCGUGGCAUUAAUAACUACCAAAAAUUCAUCAAACCAAAAGAUACCACCAUGGGAAAUGCCUCCUCUGGCAUGGUUAGAAAAGGACCAAUCAGAGCCCCUGAACACCUGAGAGCCACAGUGAGGUGGGACUACCAGCCAGACAUCUGCAAAGACUAUAAGGAAACCGGGUUCUGUGGUUUUGGAGACAGCUGCAAGUUUCUCCAUGACAGAUCGGACUACAAACAUGGCUGGCAGAUUGAGAGGGAACUGGAAGAGGGCAGAUAUGGGGCAAAUGAUGAUGAGAACUACGAGGUGAGCAGCGAUGACGAGGAUUUGCCCUUCAAAUGCUUCAUCUGCAGGGAGUCCUUCAAGAAUCCUAUUAUUACAAAGUGUCGGCACUACUUCUGUGAGGUCUGCGCUCUCCAGCAUUACCGCAAGUCCAAGCGUUGCUAUGUGUGCAACACUCAAACCAACGGUGUCUUCAAUCCAGCUAAAGAACUGAUGGCCAAGAUGGAGAAACGUCAGGCCGCAGCAGACCAGCCACCGUCAGAGGAGGAAGAUUAACAUCAUCUUAACCUCUUUAACCCCUAUCCUUAUGUGUUUUUCCAUGUACGUAUAUUCAGAAUAAAAUAUUUUUUUCUAGGUG